GCAGAGUUAAAUUGUGUAACAGCCGCAGGGAAGAAGCUGUUCCUGAACCUGCCGGUCCGGCAACGGAGAGACCUGUAGCGCCUUAAAGCUAGAAACACAGCAACUAGUUUACAUAUUGCAAAGUCAUGGUGAUAAAUAUAUGUUUAAGCAAUUGUCUCGGGGAUAACCAACGGCACUACCCACUCUCCACAGCACAGGCAAAACAUCUGAGUAUCUCAGAUAAUCUUGAGAUUAUUUUUAGGCAAAUGCUUUUUUCUGACUGUGCUCUUGCAAAUUACCCGUAGGGUUUUGUAAGGACAGAAGACGAUUUAUGAUUGUCUCAAGGUCACUAGGCCUGGCCAUUUCAGCGAAAGACGCAGCUUAGUUACAACAUCUUCUUGGUUUAAAUAAACGUAAUUAAAACAAACGCUUAAAAUCUUCUAAUCGCUUUACUAAUAACUACAAUCUUCCCAAAACUAUCAAGAUUUCAAAAGUGCAUUUUCCCUUCCAUUCUCUGCAUUCGGCGAGUUCAACAUUCCACAUCCCUUCCUGUAAUUUCCCAUUUUGCAUAUCGAGUCUCUUCUGUCAUAAACCAAACUGCUGGAGGAACUCAACGGUCUGGUAGUAUCCGUGGGGAGGGUUGGGGAAAUAGAGAUGUGUUGUUUGAAUUCCUCCAGCAAUUGGUUUUUAACUUGGGAUUCCUACAUUUACAGUCUCUUGAAAUUCCUCUGCUGUUUCAUAUUUAUUUUGGGGUGUGACUUUCCUGACAAGACCUUCCAGGGCAUUUGGGAAGACAGUCAUAGAGAGGCAUGAGGGGAUGAGGACAGCAAUUUUCCUUCCUUGGACAAGGCUUCCAGAUGGAUCCUUGCUAGGAUCAGGUGGCAUUAUGAUCACCACUGUUGAAAUUGGCUUUUUAACCCAAUUUAUUUUCGACUCGCACGGUAUGCAACAGGCUUUUUGCCCUAUUAAACCCACCAAACAGCAAGCACACAUUUACAGUUGUUCUACACUAAUCCAAUUUUUCCUCCCAGCACAUCUUUAAGAGGAAGGGGAAUUAUCUUUCCAGUGCCUUGUGGGCCUGCUGUACGAAAUCCAUGUGUUGGAGCCAACGAGGAGAGUGUGGAUCAGUCUGCUAGAUUGAGAACUCCGGAAUCAUUGGAAGCAGUGUGUGGACAAUGGACCAGACCAUGAAAGAACUUACUCCCAUCCCUGUCGUUAUAAUCGGGAAUGGUCCUUCAGCCAUUUGUCUGUCAUUCUUCCUGUCAGGAUAUAGACCUUACUUCAAGGAAUCUUCGGUCCAUCCCAAUCCUAUUCUUCAACGGAAAUUGGAGGCAAAUCGGGGAAAAUCCAUUGUAAAUCAGGACCUGCAGUUCCUGUCUGAGGGAUUGGAAGGCCGUUCACACAGCCCGGUUGGCAUCCUGUUUGAUUCUCUUCUUCGUCCUGAUGCUGAUUUGGGUGUAUCUGUGGAUUCAGUGCUCAGCUGGAGGCUUGAACCUGACCAAUAUAUUCCUCACCUGGCCCUGGGCAAAGGACCACUGGGAGGAGCUUGGCACUCUAUAGAGGGUUCCGUCUUCACCCUCAGUCUUGGGGACUGGAUGGAGCUGCCCGACCUCCCUUUCAGGGACUGGAUGAGGGACAAGAGAAGGUGCCUACGGAACGACAGAGCCACGACGGCGGACAUUGCCCAGUACUACCAGCACUACGUCCAUGCUAAAGGGCUGCAGGGCAACUUCGUGUGCGGGACCGUUGUCACCUCGGUGAGGCGGUUCAGUGGGCCUUCUGACCGGGAAGAGGAGCCAUGCAUGGCCCAAGCGGCCGGAGCUCAAACCGCCGACACCUCCACUCGCGCCGGCCUGUUCGAGGUGUCCGGUUAUAGUCAAAUGAAGGACGGCUCGAAAGAGACCUUCUGUAUCUAUGCGGAAAACAUUGUCCUGGCCACGGGCACUUACGAUAGCCCCGCUCGACUUGGUGUGGACGGAGAAGAUCUUCCAUUCAUUUACCACACGACUUCGGACGUGGAAACGGCCAUCAGGGAGCAUCGAAGGGGAACGAGCAGUGACCCUAUUUUGGUAGUGGGGGCUGGUCUGACUGCUGCCGACGCUAUCAUCGCCGCUCGCCACAGCAAUGCCCCAGUGGUCCACGUGUUCCGCAGGGAGGUGAACGACCCAUCUCUGAUCUUCAACCAACUCCCCAAAGUGAUGUAUCCGGAAUACCACAAGGUUCAUCAGAUGAUGGUGCGGCAGGUCUGUGUCAGCACCGGCCCGUACGACGACUACCUCAGCCUUCCGAGGCACCAAGUGAUCGGUUUCACCCCCGACAGCAAGUGCAUCCUUCGGGACUUGGAGUCGAGAGAAAACAGGAUAGUCAACUUCUCCACAGCCCUCGUCCUGAUCGGUUCAGACCCCAACCUGACGUUCCUGCCUGACUGUGGAAGGUCGCUGGCAGUCAAUGUGGGGAUGCCGGUGCACGCCAAACGCAACCCCAUCGAGGUGGAGUGCUACACGUACGAGUGCGUGCAGGAGAGUGGCGUCUAUGCCCUCGGGCCGCUGGUGGCCGACAACUUUGUCCGCUUCCUGCAAGGAGGUGCUCUGGCCGUCAUCAGUGCUCUGCUCAAGGACCGGGCCGAUGCCUAAACUCCAAUCCAGAGCCAGCCUUCAAGCAGCCGAACACUCAAACUUAACAUUAACAUGGUGGUUGAAGGCCAGCGAGGGGUCUCCUUUGGGAUCCCGCCUUCAUUUUGCGCCACUGAGUGAUGCAAAUGAAUCCCUCCUUCAUUUUGGUUACACUGAGUGACAUGAGGUGCGAAGGGCAGCUCACCGGCAAAAAACGUACUUUGUGGGGAAAAGCACAGGCGCCUGUCAAGCCAAGUGAAGUGGGUGAUAUAAACACAAUGAUAAGAUGUGGUGUGUACCUGGUUUAAAGCCUAUUGUCUGAGAAGAUCUGUCACAAUUUUCCCACUCACCAGCACACGUUAGAUAAGCUCAAGCAAGGGAUAGGGACCUCUCUCGACAUAGCUUUUGUGUGUGUCAGCGAAUCCGACAGAAAUUCUGUGAAUCCAGAUUUCCUGGAAAAACACGUUCAGGCCCGUAUUUAUUCCAGGAAAGCCCACUUGGACUCUGGGACCAUGCAGAUUCAUUGGGAACCACAAAUUGAGGGCCAGGCACUUAAUCAGCCCCCCUGACAAUUCCGGACAGACGCUGCUUUGUAAAUUUUCUGUGUUGGCGGACAGCCCAGGCCAACAGAGUAAAGUGCCUGUGCGAGCGAAGGUCUCGGUCAUGGGACCAUGGAGCACAGAAACGGGCCAUUCGGCCCACCACAUCCACAUUAACACAUCUGAUUCCAUUUGCCAGCACCCGGUCCACUGCUCUCUAUGUUUGAGAGAUUCAAGUGUUCCUCAUGUACCUCAUGUUAGAGUCUCUGCCUCCACUACCCCUCGGGCAGUGUAUUCCACAAUCCAACCACCUCCCUGGGAAAAGAUCCUCUCAAAGCCUCUUCCCCUAACCAGGAUCAUUUGCCUAUAGUUUUAUACAUCUCUGCAAUGGGGAAUUGUCUUUCCUACUAUCUCUAUCACACCCUCAUUCAAGCCUGCUCGGAUUAAUAAUUCAGCCUGACAGUUAGUUCUACAUGUGGACAGAGGUUGAUGGAUGGUUGUCUUAAAGCUUCAGUUAUCUCUCCCAUUACCUCUCCCGGUGUGGGCCAAUGUUGCAAUUAAUCUCAGGGUAUACGGCAAUUUCUCUACUGAACAUAAUUUAUUUUCUACCUGUAUAUCUAAAGUUUGUAAAGACUGACAUUGUUCUAAUAAAGUAAUAUGUUUUACUGUAAAA
Molecule: messenger RNA, 3803 nt
Organism: Amblyraja radiata (thorny skate)
Lineage: Eukaryota; Metazoa; Chordata; Chondrichthyes; Rajiformes; Rajidae
Product: oxidative stress-induced growth inhibitor 1
Exons: 6
Coding region: 1155-2612 (485 amino acids)
Biological process (GO): negative regulation of cell growth
Molecular function (GO): growth factor activity; oxidoreductase activity
Source: RefSeq, a predicted model, not a curated record